AUGUCUCUUAUACCAUUCUUCACUGACCACUGGAAGGUCGACAUACCACCUAUUGGUUCUGACCUUGGAAUGGGAUUGUUUAAAUUCCAAUUCGAGCUGGAAUCCGAUCUACUUACGGUGUUGGAAAAAGGCCCAUAUCACUAUGCUCGUUGGAUGAUAAUCCUGCAGAGGUGGGAACCUACUACCUCUCCUAGCUUUCCCUCAAUGAUUCUCUUUUGGAUCAAGAUUCAAGGAAUUCUAAUUCACCUCUGGACAGAGGAAGUUGCUCGCGGCAUAGGCAGCGACUUAGGAACAUUCGAAGUGGCAGAAAUCACGCCCCAUUCUAUUCGCAUGAGAGUUCAUGUUAAUGGCAUGCUCCCACUUAUUAAAACAUCUAUUAUUGAGUAUCCAAAUGGAGACGAGGUUACUGCCACACUAGUCUAUGAAAACCUCGAAAAGCAUUGCUUACAUUGUGGAAGACUGGACCAUGAAAUCAGAGAUUGCCUUGAGGCGAAACAUCAAAACAAAGAGCGCCUUCCAGCUCAGAAGGACUCUCAAAAAGUCUUACUUCAGUUACCAACAAGGAAGGAACUAAACAUGCGGAACACAACUACACUGGAGGCCCAAAUCGACACUCCCCUUGAAGGGAUAACCGAUACAGACCAUACUCCAUAA
Brassica napus (rape) is the source of this 654-nucleotide messenger RNA. RefSeq lists its product as uncharacterized. The record is from RefSeq and is a predicted model, not a curated record. The coding region runs from base 1 to 654 and encodes 217 amino acids. NCBI's taxonomy places the organism in Eukaryota, Viridiplantae, Streptophyta, Magnoliopsida, Brassicales, Brassicaceae. The transcript has a single exon.